CUCUAACCAGACAACAAACUCACCACGAGCGACGCGCUUGAUUCGAACUCUGCUGACUGGAAUCCUUACCGUUGUCGGGAAUAUUAGGAGGCCGUUUUCAUUUCAUGCCGCUCUAUUCCUCUUCCAACCGAUAUGUUAUGUGAAAGAACCGAGUGGAAAUACGCUGAUUUGUACAAAUUUAUCAAUAGAUGCGCACCUUGUGAUCUCUUCCGAGUUGCCUCAGAUUCCCCUCUGCAAGGCGGCCGAUCAAAGGGUUUCGGUGAACUGCAUGAUGCCCGGUAAAUUUUUUUGUCCUGCCUCCACAACGGCAUCAAUGUUUGUUUUUGAGGGAGUACGUGUGUGUCGCCGCUAUAUUUCGAUGCCAUGAUAGGUUGACGCUAUCUCGCAUUGCCGCGCAUGGCCACAUACGGAUUAGAUACUGGACACUCAGCCAGAUUACUUAUAGGGCUGCACCCUACUCGAGACUGGGUACACCUUCGGGUCCCCCGUUAGAGGCAGCAUGCGACUUACAACCCUGAUUUUGCCCAGUAUUAUCACGGCGCUCGCGAGCGCCGCUUUCGCCAGAACCAGCAUUUUUGGCCGAGACGCAGCGUCAUCAUAUGUCCAGUUCACCUCCACCAAGUUCAGUGGCACAGACCUGCGCUAUGUCAUGGACUCUGGUAUCUGUGAGACUACGCCGAACGUAACACAAUAUUCUGGAUAUGUUGAGGUGGGGAAGAAUAUGUCCAUGUGGUUUUGGUUCUUUGAGGCACACAACUCGCCCGAGACGGCACCCUUCACUCUCUGGAUAAAUGGUGGGCCAGGAUGUUCGUCCAUGAUAGGUCUUUUCCAAGAAAACGGGCCUUGCAAGGUCAAUCCAGAUGGGGAAACGACCUAUCUAAACCCGUACAGGUAUCCCAAACUUCUCUUCUCCGAAGUGAUCUAUAUCGACCAGCCUAUCGGAACGGGUUUCUCCUAUGGCACCGACACAGUGAACAGUACGGAGGCGGCGGCACCUUUCGUCUGGCAGGUUUUCCAAGUCCUCUUUGAGAGUCAAGCGUUUGCCAAGUAUAGCAGUCGCGAGUUCGUGUUUGCAACUGAGAGUUAUGGCGGUCAUUACGGUCCUGCUUUUGUCACCUAUUUCGACCAACAAAAUGCAAAGAUCGUGGAUGGCACUCUUGACGCAGAGCCAAUCGCAGUCACUGCGUUAUUAAUCAACGAUGGAUGGAUCGAUCCCCUGAUUCAAAACAUUGCUUACUACACGUUUGCGGAGAAUGCCCCUGGAUACGGGCAACUCCUCUCGGACGCAGUUUUGGCAAACAUCUCCCAAGCCCUGUGGGGUGAAGGCGGCUGCGUGCAACAAGAGCAAGCUUGCUACGCUGCUGGAAAUUCCACCGCCUCGGAUUCAGUUUGCCUCAAUGCCUACAACUACUGUGAGAACUACGUAUUGACUGCGGCCAUUGGUAACUAUGAUCCGUAUGACCUCCGUCAGAAUUCUUCAGCCCUAUUUCCUCCUAAAUACUACGUCAAGUACCUCUCAAUUGAGAGUGUGAAGAAGCAGAUUGGUGCCGAGACUACUUACAAAGAAUGUCCAAACAGGCAAUAUUAUAAGAUUAUUAAUACCGGCGAUUUUGCCCGAACCUGGUUGCCAGAGCUGUCUCAGCUAGCCAACUCUGGAUUGAAGACCUUGAUAUGGGCUGGUGAUACUGACAUCAUAUGCAACUGGGUUGGUAAUUAUGCAGUUGUUCUUGCGAUGGACUGGUACGGAAAGGAAGAGCUAAAUAACACCCUUCUUACCAAUAUAACCCUCGAUGGAACACCUAUUGCCUCAGUGGCAAAUGUGGACAACUUCACCUUUGCGAGGGUCUUUGGCGCUGGUCACGAAGUGUUCAUUCGCGGGGAACAGUUGCACUCGGUGUAA
This is a messenger RNA of Pisolithus orientalis, 1900 nucleotides long. Its product is annotated as Alpha/Beta hydrolase protein. Gene Ontology annotation, cellular component: fungal-type vacuole. The transcript is spliced from 14 exons. Gene Ontology annotation, molecular function: serine-type carboxypeptidase activity. The record is from RefSeq and is a predicted model, not a curated record. Lineage: Eukaryota; Fungi; Basidiomycota; Agaricomycetes; Boletales; Pisolithaceae. Gene Ontology annotation, biological process: proteolysis. Bases 500 to 1900 code for a protein of 466 amino acids.